Messenger RNA from Entrophospora candida, 759 nucleotides. The record is from the annotation of a GenBank genome assembly. Lineage: Eukaryota; Fungi; Glomeromycota; Glomeromycetes; Entrophosporales; Entrophosporaceae.
AUGGCCGUUGCUGUUGAGUCUAAUGAAUUAAAUAUGGAUAUUUGUGUAGAAAAAGUCAAUGAAUUGAAUAAGAAUGUUUGCGUAAAAGAAGUUGAUCAAUUGACUGAUGCUAUUGAGCCUAAUGAAUUGAAUAAGGAUGUUGGUGUCAGUGUAGAAGUCAAUGAAACGACCGUUGCUGUUGAAUCUAAUGAAUUGAAUAAGGAUGUUGAUGUAGAAGUUAAUGAAGUGGCUGAUGCUAUUAAAGUUAAUGGAAUGGCUGAUGCUAAUGAAUUGAAUAAGGAUGUUUGCAUAGAAGUUAAUGAAUUGAUUGGCGCUGUUGAGACUCACGAAUUAAAUAAAGAUAUUACCACCAACGUUAUCAGAUCAUCAACAAUAACAUCAAAUCAAUCACAAAUUAAAAAAUUUACCGCGGAAGAUUAUUUAAGAGAUUUGGGUGAACAAGAAAAGAAGCUGGAAAUUGAAAUCGAAAAAUUAUUGAAUAUUGCAAAAAAAGAAAUAAUGCAAGUUCAAAUCACUCCACAUGCUACAUACGAGUUUUGUGUAAUUUUUAUUUUUUACAUUAAUAUUAAUAUUGCUAAUUCGAUAGUUACUUCUGAACAGAUUAUUAGACGAAAACAUUCUGAAUAUUAUGCUAAAAGAGAAACUGAAGCAUCUGAUGAUUGCUUGUCAUUAAAAAAUAGUGCUGCAACGACUACUACAGCUUUGUGUCUUUUUAUCGCUAAUAUGACAACAGUAGUUAAUAGCCAUAAUAUUGAAUAA